AUGGGUAAACGGGUCAUCUUUACCGGUGGCUCCGGUGUAAUUGGCCCUCACGUCAUCCAAGAGCUGCUACGGCACGGCCACGAUGUCAUCAACCUCGACAUUGUCCCGCUCGACAAACCAUUCGUCCACACGAUGAAGUGCGACGUGACAGACGCCGGUCAAGUCUAUAGCGCCCUCCACACCCAGCUCCACCUGACCCAGCCGCUGGAGAAGUCGUCCGUGCCUGACGCCAUCAUCCACUUCGCCGGCUAUGCCCGCCCGUUGCUGGCACCCGACAACGAGGUCUUCCGGACCAACAUCGUGAGCAUCCACAACGUCAUAGAGGCCGCCUGCAAGUUGGGCAUCAAGAAGAUCAUCCUCGCGAGCAGCAUCACCGUCUACGGCGUCACCUUCGCCGAGGGCCGCCGUGCCUUCACCCAGUUUCCCAUCGACGAGACCACCGAGUGCAACCCUACCGAUCCAUACGCUUUGUCGAAGCUCCUCGGUGAGACUGUCGCCCGGAGCUACGCUAACCGCUUUGGCGUCGACAUUUACUGCCUACGCAUCGGAGCCAUCGUGGAGCCUGACCGCUACCCAGAGACCUUUGGCGCCUACCUCGCCCAACCCGAGGCCUGGGACGUCCACGGCUGGUCCUAUACCGACCUCCGGGACCUCGGUCAGAUGUGCCACCUGUGUUUGUCGUCCGACGGCCUGGGCUGGCAGGUCUACAACGCAACCAACAACGACAUGACAAACAACGAGAGGACAUCCGACUUCCUCGCACGGGUGAGCCCCUCGACGCCCUUCACCCGAGAGAUGGGCGACCGCGAGGCCCCCAUCUCCAACGCCAAGAUCCAGAGGAUGCUGGGCUUCAAGGAAGAGCACUCUUGGAGGAGGCAUGUCACGCCCGCGACACAGGCCAAGACAGUUGGAUGA
Molecule: messenger RNA, 915 nt
Organism: Colletotrichum graminicola M1.001
Lineage: Eukaryota; Fungi; Ascomycota; Sordariomycetes; Glomerellales; Glomerellaceae
Product: NAD dependent epimerase/dehydratase
Exons: 1
Coding region: 1-915 (304 amino acids)
Source: RefSeq, a predicted model, not a curated record